GCCAUUCGCCUCCCAUCAGUCGCCCGCCGACUCCGCUUGUGCUUGUGUGAUUUGCGCUGCUCCGUGCACCGCACUCGUGCCCCGAUCACGACGCGUGCCGCCAAGCUGUGGCCGCGAACGCGACCUCUACGCAACCGGCGAAACAUUUCUCCUAACUUACGUGCAACUUGCUAUGUUUUAACUUUCGGACAUUUACAUCCCUUACCCGGCUUGUUUACCCCUCAUCAUAAUUGAGCCCCGCACCGCACCGGCUUGCUCGCUGACCGCCGAGCCGCUAAUCUCGCUUUUUUCGCGCCCCACCGUCGCCCGCCCAGAACCGCACCGGCCGCCGCCAUGCUCGCGCACCAAGCACCGCUCGCCCUCUACUAAACUCAAUCGUCAACAUCGAUAAGAACGCGUGUGAUAAUAAUAUUUUAAUACUUGCCUAAAUAAGCUUGCAACGUCGGUGUCUUUAAUUCUAACUUAAUUGUAAGAUUAAUCUUUAGUAAGUACUUAAUCGGCGUCGUCUCCGCGCGUGUCUCGCUGCGGUGUCGCGUACGUGCGAGUGUAUACCUGCUAGUGUGUGGUAGUGAAGGGUGCGCGAGUGCCGAUAGUGGCAGCAACAGCAGCAGCAUAUUGCCAGGCAGUGUAAGAAGUGCAUGCUAAGAGCGCGCGGUCGCGCUCGCCCCACGCGGCCUAUGCGCCGCACUCGCAUAGCGUAACUGCGCGCACUAUCAACCCUGACUUCUGUGGCAACAAUGGCCACCAUGGUGAACAUGAAUAGCCUCCUUAAUGGCAAAGACUCACGCUGGCUGCAACUUGAAGUGUGUCGCGAAUUCCAACGGAAUAAGUGUUCGCGGCCUGACACCGAGUGCAAGUUCGCGCAUCCCCCAGCAACUGUUGAAGUGCAAAAUGGAAGAGUCACUGCCUGCUACGACAGUAUUAAGGGUCGGUGUAAUCGAGAGAAACCACCUUGCAAGUAUUUUCAUCCACCGCAGCAUCUCAAGGACCAGCUGCUGAUUAACGGCAGAAAUCAUCUAGCACUCAAGAACGCAUUAAUGCAGCAAAUGGGCCUCACGCCUGGUCAGGUGCUGCCUGGCCAGGUACCCACCGUGGUGGGCGGCUUGAGCGGCACGGGUGCGGCCGCGAGUCACCUCGCCGCGCUGGACCCGAUCUCUCUUGCUCUGCUCGCCCCGCAGGCAACGUCACCAUACUUGUCAUCAGUGCCUGGAGUGGGUUCGACGUACGCGCAAUACUACACGCCACAGUUGGUGCCUGCAAUGCUAGGUCACGAUCCUGCCGCUGCCGCUGCCUCACCACUUGGUGUCAUGCAGCAGCCAGUGUUGCAGCAGAAGCUCCCUCGCACCGAUCGUCUCGAGACGGCCGCCGCAGCCCAGCAGCCGGCAGCGAGCGCGACUUCGGAGCCGGGCAAGAAACGACCGGCACCCACCGAGCUCGAGCCGCCACCGAUGGACAUGAAGAGCGUCGGAUCCUUCUAUUACGAUAACUUCGCCUUCCCUGGUGUAAUGCCGUAUAAACGACCCGCCGCAGACAAAGCGGGCGUCCCAGUUUAUCAGCCGGCGACGACCUACCAGCAGCUAAUGCAACUCCAGCAGCCGUUCGUGCCCGUGUCAUGCUGCGCGCCGCCCAAUGCGCCCUAUGUGGUGUACACCGACGAGCGCGGACAGUUACUGGACACCCUCCCGGUGUGCCAAGAUUUUAAUCGACAAGGAUGUACAAGACCUACCUGCAGAUUUGUUCAUAUUCGUGAAGGGUGCGGGCUGCAGGUGGUGGGGUGCCGCGUGGUGGUGUGUCGCGACGCCGCCGCCGGCACGUGUCGCCGCGCCGCCUGCCGCUACUACCACAUCCCAGUUCAAUUGCCGCCAGCUCUUCGUCCUCCUUAACCUCUAGUCCGCAACCCGUCCGCCCCCGCACCCUCGUCCUCACCUCAUGACCUUCACCCAUGACCCCACACCCUCACCCACCACAGGUCCCGUCCCCCGCGUCGCCCGCGCCCAGCAUUAUCCAUAUCGAUCGCGCCUCUGGCACACUCGGGAAAGGCAGGUUCGGUCGGAUCGCACUGUCGCUCCCGCAGCGGAGGUGGUGAUAUCUUAGUGAAUAUCGGUUAGUGUAGUGGCGGGGGCGGGCCGCGGCCGCAGCGGCGCCCCGCCCCCGUCUUGAGAGUGCGUAGUCUUCGGAAAGGAGUGUGUACAUAAGUAGCGGGAUAUGAUUCUCAGGCACGGUCAUGCGAUUGUGAUAUGAAUAGAUUUCGAAACGCCGGAGCCGUAUUGAGUAAUUUUAUCGAGAUCGUCGAAUCGUAGUUAGUGAGGUUUCAAAUGUUUUAUUAAUAUUGUAUAUUAUUUUUUUUAAGAUACGAUAUGAGUUCCUGUAAAGAUCGGUGCGAUCGCCAUGUGGCACAGCACGAAAACUUUGUUGUAUAUAAGCGAGGUAAUAUUUAUGGGUGGUGCGCAGUGGCGCCGCCGCGGCGGCCGCCGGCGCGCGCGCACUCGGCGCCGUAGCUUUCUACCGACGGCUAUGGCCGGUGUCAAAAGUUGCAUCACCCCACUCCUAUUGUGAGCAUUUUUGUGAGAAUUAUGUUACUUUUUUAUGUACGUUAUAAAAUUACGUUUUAUUAGAUGACAAGUUUUACACUAGAUUAGAUUAAGCGAAUCAGUAAAGAAACACCAAUAGCGUAGCCGCUUCUCUCCUUCGGCACUGAAACUUUUGACGCCGGAGCACAAUUGUGCACGUAACGUGGAGCGGUGCGGUGGAGCGCCGCCAGUCGGUACGUCGUUCUUCCCUCAACGAGCCAUCCCAUUCGCAUCACGUCCCUCGGUACCGACGCGGCGCAUCGCCUCGCGUCGCCUCGCCUCGCCUCGCCUCGCCUCGCGUCGCGUCGCGUCGCCCAGUUCACACUUAGUAUAGAAUAUCACGACACUCGUAGAGUGAUAGAAAACAAACAUUCGAAAUACAAUGAACGUUAUCGGACAAUAUUUAAACGAAGAAGGCAUACUUCCAAGCUAUUUACCUAAAUUCUAGGAUAGAACGUCGGCUUUUAUUCCAGAUAGAUUUUGCUAGAUAAUCAUUCUUUUACUGAUCGAAUCCCGUCUAUCAAAGCACAAAAUAUAACCGACGAUCGAGUCCAGUUAGCUCUCGGUGAGUACAGCAUAAAGAAAUAGCUACCUAUAUUGUUUUGAACAUAAACAGUAUUAACGUUUCGAUCAAAUUUAUCUCGUCGUAUGUAUGUAGAGGUGAUAUGCGGAUAGAGAGAGAGUACGGGAGCGAGCGCGCCGCAGCCGCCGGCCGCGUGCGGUCCGCUGCGGUCCGCCCGCCGCGGCGCGCUCGCCCCGAGGGCAUGGAAGCCUAAUGCCUAAUAUUAUUCCUAGUCCAUAUCCUUUUUGUUGAUCAGUCAUGCGAUUAAUGUUAGAAUAAAUAUUAAUAAUUUGAUUUAUUCCUCCCAUUUAGUGGAUAUUUUGAUAAUGAUAUAUUAAUAAUGAAAUAUUUAAGAUACAUAAUACAUAUUUGAUUCUAAAUCCUGAUAAAGUGACACUACUUUAGUAAUUUAGUCGGGGGGAUACUUGUGCCGUGAUUAUAUUUUUAGGUAUAUAUUAUGAAAUAAUUCCUAGCGUCGGAAUUAAAGAAGUGAUUAAUGUGUAAGCGUGUUAUAUUUAUUGUCGUAACGUAAGUGGAAUGCCAUAUCGAUAAAAGGUGAAUAUCGGAUGCGGAGUCAAACUCAUUAGUAACUCGUUGCGUUUGUGUUUUAUGUUGAUUGUUAUUAUCAGUCCUGUGCUAGUGGCUAAGGUGAACAGUUCACUUUUAUCAAUACGGCACUAUGACUAUUAUAUAAUAAGUUGUCAUUUUAUUUUUUUGUUGAAAUUUAUCGUUUCAUGAAUUAUUUGUUGCCUAUAAUUUUUAUAAUCAAAAUUUUAUGAUCUGACGCAUUUAUUGUAAGACAAUCGAUUACUUUUAUAAUUAAUUAGUGUGAUAAUAAUAAUUAUGGUAUCAAAUUGCCGUUAUAAAAGAUUGAACAUCGAAAGUAUCCUUCCUGUUUAGAAGGGACUCUUCUGGCCCGAAGUUUCUAGUGGAUUUUAUAUUUUUCUUUUUGUUGUAUAAUGUUGCGUGUGUCUUACACAUAAUAUAUUUCAUUUUUGUGAUAUUUUUAACUAUAAAGUACUGUUAUUAUAAAUGCAAAUGGAGUAAUGAUGACCUAAUUAAAUAUUCAAGAAUUUAUUUGUAAAUCACAAAAAAAAAUGUAAAACUGUAAAUAUAUUAACAAAAAAAAAAUGAACUGCAACACAAUAAUUGAUUAUUAUAUCUCUCAUCAAAUAUACUGUAAGUUGUUUGAGUACCUAAAUAUUGGUAUCUUAUUAUGUAGUAAGUACAGUCUACUUUAAACCGGUCCAGUGAUCAAAGUAUUUAUAAUAUUGUGAACAUUUUUUUAUUCACGAACAAUCACAGAAAGUACAUGACAUUGUAAUAUUAUUUAUGAAAUUACUAUGUGAUGUGAUCUUCGGAUCAAUUUUGAGUACAGCAUAGAUAAUAAACAACUGAAUAUGUGA
This is a messenger RNA of Galleria mellonella (greater wax moth), 4538 nucleotides long. It is a transcript of the gene mbl, whose product is annotated as protein muscleblind. Gene Ontology annotation, molecular function: metal ion binding. Bases 738 to 1883 code for a protein of 381 amino acids. The transcript has 11 exons. Lineage: Eukaryota; Metazoa; Arthropoda; Insecta; Lepidoptera; Pyralidae. The record is from RefSeq and is a predicted model, not a curated record.